AUGGGUGAAGAAAGCUUGAGGAGCAGAAAAGGAGAGGAUAAGGGAAAAGAGGAUAUACAAUCAAUUUGGAGCCAUGAACCCCCAACCACGAAGCUACAAAAGCAGAUGGGCCUCCUCAGUGGCAUCUGUAUGAUCGUUGGUACAAUUAUUGGCUCGGGUAUCUUUGUUUCUCCAAAAUCAGUACUUGCCAAUGUUGGAGCUGUGGGUCCUUGUUUAACCAUCUGGGCAGCCUGUGGAAUUCUUGCAACACUAGGUGCACUUUGUUUUGCUGAGCUUGGCACAAUGAUCACAAAAUCCGGGGGAGAAUAUCCUUACCUCAUGGAGGCAUUUGGCCCAGUUCCAGCAUUUUUGUUUUCUUGGACGAGCUUACUUGUCACAAAACCCAGUUCCUUUGCCAUCAUUUGUCUCAGCUUUGCAGAAUAUGCAUCAGCUCCUUUUUAUCCAGGUUGUGAUCCACCCCAAGUUGUCAUCAAGUGUCUUGCAGCAGCUGCCAUCGUGGUAAUCACAAUAGUGAAUUCACUGAGUGUCAAGCUGGGAAGCUACCUCCAGAACUUUCUCACAGCUGCCAAAAUGAUCAUUGUCACAAUCAUUAUUGCAAGUGGAAUUGUUCUCCUUGCACAAGGGAAGACUGGAAACUUUACAGAUGCUUUCAAGGACAGUAAAGUUUCUGUGAGCUCGAUCAGUCUGGCGUUCUAUAAUGGCCUCUGGGCAUACGAUGGAUGGAACCAGCUCAACUACAUCACAGAAGAACUUAAAAAUCCUUACAGAAAUCUUCCGCUCUCUAUAAUUAUUGGAAUCCCCUUGGUUACAGUUUGUUAUGUGCUGAUAAACAUUUCAUAUUUCACCGUCAUGACUUCAACAGAACUCCUGCAGUCCCAGGCAGCUGCUGUGACAUUUGGAGACAGAGUCCUUUACCCAGCCUCUUGGAUAGUUCCUCUCUUCGUGGCCUUCUCUACAAUUGGAUCUGCUAAUGGGACCUGUUUCACUGCAGGCAGACUUGUUUAUGUUGCAGGUCGUGAGGGGCACAUGCUAAAGGUGCUGUCUUACAUCAGUGUGAAGCAUUUAACACCAGCACCUGCGAUCAUCUUCUACGGAGCCAUUGCCAUUAUUUACAUCAUCCCUGGUGACAUUAACACACUCAUCAAUUAUUUCAGUUUUGCAGUGUGGAUAUUUUAUGGUUUAACUAUCCUUGGGCUCAUUGUUAUGAGAUUUACAAGAACAGAACUCAUGAGACCAAUAAAGGUCCCCAUCGUGAUUCCAGUGGCAGUGAUGUUAGUCUCUGUCCUGCUGGUGCUGGCACCCAUCGUCAGCGCACCUGAACUGGCCUAUUUGUACUGCCUCCUAUUUAUACUCAGUGGACUUGUAGUUUAUCUACCGUUUGUUCACUUCAAAUUCAACUGGCCCCAAAAAAUAUCAAAGCCCAUCACUAUGCAUCUUCAGAUGCUUUUGGAAGUUGUUCCAGCAGAGGAAGCUACUGAAUAA
This is a messenger RNA of Indicator indicator, 1482 nucleotides long. RefSeq names its product solute carrier family 7 member 9 (gene SLC7A9). The transcript is spliced from 12 exons. NCBI's taxonomy places the organism in Eukaryota, Metazoa, Chordata, Aves, Piciformes, Indicatoridae. Gene Ontology annotation, biological process: amino acid transmembrane transport. The record is from RefSeq and is a predicted model, not a curated record. Bases 1 to 1482 code for a protein of 493 amino acids. Gene Ontology annotation, molecular function: L-amino acid transmembrane transporter activity. Gene Ontology annotation, cellular component: membrane.